CCAAAGUCACACAGCUGGCAAGCGGCGGAGCGGGGAUUCGAACCCAUGACCUCUGACUCCCAAGCCCGUCUCUAAGACACGGCGGGCUCGUCCGCGAUUUGAACCCGGGACCUCUCGCACCCAAAGCGAGAAUCACACCCCUAGACCAACGAGCCACAUCACACGCUCCCGCCCCAGGAUACGACUCUACCCUGUUUCUGACCGAAGGACACCUUGGGUCCUAGAAUAUUUCCAACCUGUCAAUAGUCACUCGCCCAGCAACCUGCGGCUCGGGGGGCCGCCGGAGACCCGCGGCCGGCGGCAGCCACGGCCGCGGCGGACCCGACCGGCCGGCGCGAGUGGAGAGGGGGCGGAGAGGAAGCCCCCCGGCCCCCCCGCCCGCCAUGUACUGCUUGCAGUGGCUGCUGCCCGUCCUCCUGAUCCCUAAGCCGCUCAACCCGGCCCUGUGGUUCAGCCACUCGGUGUUCAUGGCCUUCUACCUCCUGAGCUUCCUCCUGGAGCGGAAGCCCUGCACCAUCUGCUCCCUGGUCUUCCUGGCGGCCCUCUUCCUCCUCUGCUACAGCUGCUGGGGAAGCUGCUUCCUGCUCCACUGCCCGGGCUCCCCGCUGCCCCAGCUGGCCCACGACCCCGGCAUCGUGGCCACCUGAGGCCCGGCCCGGGGACCCCCCCCCCCCC
Molecule: messenger RNA, 675 nt
Organism: Ornithorhynchus anatinus (platypus)
Lineage: Eukaryota; Metazoa; Chordata; Mammalia; Monotremata; Ornithorhynchidae
Gene: BLCAP
Product: BLCAP apoptosis inducing factor
Exons: 3
Coding region: 384-647 (87 amino acids)
Source: RefSeq, a predicted model, not a curated record